Penicillium waksmanii is the source of this 1107-nucleotide messenger RNA. Its product is annotated as zinc-binding alcohol dehydrogenase family protein. The transcript has a single exon. The record is from RefSeq and is a predicted model, not a curated record. NCBI's taxonomy places the organism in Eukaryota, Fungi, Ascomycota, Eurotiomycetes, Eurotiales, Aspergillaceae. Gene Ontology annotation, molecular function: oxidoreductase activity, acting on NAD(P)H. The coding region runs from base 1 to 1107 and encodes 368 amino acids.
AUGGCUGGCCUUUCAAACGUGAUGGAGGCCCUGGUCGGGGAUCGUUCAACUUUGACUCGACUUGCAAAUUAUGGUCUUGGAAAAUCAUCCGGCAGUGGAGUGAAGAUCAAAUCAAUUCCCAUUCCAUCUAUAUCAGAGAACGAAGUCUUGGUUCGGGUAGCCUGGGUCGCACUUAACCCUACGGAUUUUAAACAUGUCGAUAUUCUCUCCCCACGAGGAGCUAUCAUCGGCUGCGAUUUUGCGGGGACUGUGGCGAAAGUUGGGUCUCAAGCAGCCAAUAAAUGGGCUGUUGGUGACAGGAUAGCUGGAAUGGUUCAUGGUGGAUUGUUUCCCGAUCGUGGAUCAUUCGCCCAAUACCUCAAAACAAGUGGUGAUUUGGCUUGGAAAGUUCCGCCUGGGGUUAGCGACGAAGAUGCGACUACAUUUGGUGUUUCGGCCAUUACUGCGAUGCUUGCAUUGAACACGCGAUUGGAUGUUCCUUGGCUUGCAGAGAAUGCGAAUCAAGGGCAAGGUCCGAGUCGGGGAGACACGCCAAUCCUGAUAUAUUCAGGCGCAACUGCAGCCGGCAUUUAUUCCAUCCAGCUUGCUAAGCUAGCGGGCCUGACAGUCGUGGCCACGGCAUCACCACGCUCUUUUGACCUGGUGAAAAGAUAUGGCGCAGACGAGGUCUUCGAUUAUAGAGACCAAGCGGCUGUUGACCAGAUAAUUCGAGCAUAUCCCAACCUCGACCGGGCGAUGGACUGCUUUUCUGAAGGCAAUUCGACCGAGUUUUGCGCGAAAUGUGUCCGGAAAAACAAGGGGAAGGUGGUAACAUUACUUGACAGUGGAAAAUCCACCAUGGAUGGAGUGCAAAUCGAAUUCAUACUUGGAUACACUGUUUUUGGGUCGGAAUUUCAAUGGCUUCCUCCCUUCGGACCAAAGUUCCAGAAAAUACCGUCUGAUAAUGAAGCGCUACGUCGUUUUUAUUCAACAUUUCCCACUAUUGUUACGCAGCUAAGACCGCCACCUUUGAAAAUCAUUGACCCAGGGCUAGAAAAUUUGGCCACAGGACUUGAAAUGCUUCGUCAGGGGCAGGUAUCAGGAACCAAGUUGGUUGCGCGUCUGUGA